AUGAGCUUAGAUAAAAUGGAUUCGCUAGACGGAAGUCCGUACUCCCAAAGGCGGCACUGGCUGAACGUACAGGAACAGCAACAGCAACAUAUCGAAUAUCGAUUCUCGCGGCCGAUCAAGAUAGUGGACUACGAUAACGAGCGAAACUCCUGGACCGCGCCUGGCAGUCCUUAUCACAUUCGCCGACCGGCAUUCGAUAGAAAUAGACUAUGGAUAGAAGAUGAUGUGAGUUCCGAAUCGGAAAUCGAUCGCAAAGAUCAGCAUAUCAUCAACGACCUUGGACCGGAAGAUGGUAGCAGUAAUCCCGACCAAGGGACAGCUUUCACAAAUGCGGAAACAGAAAGGGAUCCUAUGUUCCCCAUUACCAUACAGAGUGCUCGAAGCCUACAGAACCUUCGACUGCGGCGUGAUCCACAGCAUCAAGGGACACGUGCUGUCAAAGCCCGACGUGUCGUCACCAAAAAAGGUGAAGGCAACGUACACCUGGCCCAUUUGCCUCAACGAUCGAUUCGGUUUGCGAGAGAUAUUGCCACAACCUUGGUUGACGAGCAAUGGCGCUACACGCUGAUGUUGUUCGUGCUGAGCUUCUGCCUUAGCUGGCUGUUUUUUGCCGUCCUUUGGUAUCUGAUCGCGUACGCCCACGGCGAUCUGGAAAAGGAUCCAAAAACGGGCGAACGGCUUGGGGACGGCAAUAAGCCGUGUGUCGAGGGUACCACCACCUUCACCGGCUUUCUGCUGUUCAGCGUCGAAACGCAAGUCUCGACCGGGUACGGUGUGAUCGUACCGACGGAGGAGUGCCCGGAGGCGUUCUUUUUGCUGCUGGUGCAGAUCGUGUUCGGGAUGGUCAUUGGCGGGGCGAUGGUUGGUGUCGUGUAUGCCAAAAUGAUUCGCACACCCAAGCGAAGCUUCGAAAUGAAAUUUAGCCGAAAGGCCGUCAUCUGCCAGCGGGAUGGUCGGCUGUGCUUGGUGUUUCGUGUGUGCGACCAAAAGCAGCAGCAUGCGAUCGGGACGAAGGUGACGGCAACGAUGCUCGAACCCCGGCGCCAUCCGGGCACGAGCGUGGUGGAACGCUGUGAAUCGCGCCUUCGGUUGCAGAACAAUGGGCACAUUUUGGCCCUAUGGCCCAUCACGGUGUGCCACGUGAUCGAUCGAUACAGCCCACUGUACGACAUUUCGGCCACCGAUCUACUCGAUCGGCGAUUCGAGAUCGUUGUCACGAUGACGGGCGGAACGAUGACGACGGGCCAAACGACGCAGGCACGCACGUCCUACCUACCGAUGGAGAUCCUGUGGGGCCAUCGGUUUCAGAAUAUCAUCGAGUACGAUGCGCAGCGCGAGUGUUACGUGGCCAUGAACGAGCAGCUCGAUCUACUGGAGGAGGUGGACACGCCACUCUGUAGCGCCCGGCAGCUGGAAGAGGUGAUCGACGAGCUGCAGAACGAACGGAACCGCUUUGACGAGUUUUCACGAGCAGAUGAGGACAGUAGGCUAGGGACAUCUUUUCGAUCGAAAAUCAGCAACCGAUUACGUAGCAAUCCCAGCUCCUACGUGCGCUUCAACGAUAUCUAUUCCGAGGAGGAGGAUGAUAUCGAAGGCUCGGUGGAAGACGAUAGACAGAAAGAAGGUAACUCUGUCUGCGUUACUGUUGACGACGGUAAAGUGGUUGAUCGAGAGUCCACUGAAGCGAAUAGCAACCUUGCGCAUGCAAAAACCGAUCUAGAGCCCAUCGACAUAACUGAAAAAGAGGCAAAUGUGGAAAAUGGAAAGCCUCUGUAA
Messenger RNA from Anopheles coustani, 1776 nucleotides. RefSeq names its product ATP-sensitive inward rectifier potassium channel 11-like. NCBI's taxonomy places the organism in Eukaryota, Metazoa, Arthropoda, Insecta, Diptera, Culicidae. The transcript has 6 exons. Gene Ontology annotation, cellular component: plasma membrane. The record is from RefSeq and is a predicted model, not a curated record. Gene Ontology annotation, molecular function: inward rectifier potassium channel activity. Bases 1 to 1776 code for a protein of 591 amino acids. Gene Ontology annotation, biological process: potassium ion import across plasma membrane; regulation of monoatomic ion transmembrane transport.